CUCAGCGCUUCUGAAGGUGACCACGCCCAAUCAGCUGGUUCCUGUCUGAAGUCCAGAGACGCUGUUGAGCAAACUUUUCCGGGCUGCUCUCCAGUUUCACGGUGAGCCCCGUGCUGUUGGGUGUAGGUUUGGUUCUGUUAAAGUCCGCAGGUGGGUGCCGUCAUGUCCCUGACGGACCAGCAGUGGUGUCCCACGAGCGUCCAGGUAACGGUGCUCCAAGCCAGAGGCCUCCGGAUCAAAGGGAAAAACGGCACCAAUGACGCCUACGCGGUCAUGCAGGUGGGCAAGGAGAAGUUCCAGACGUCCGUGGUGGAGAAGAGCGUGACUCCGGUGUGGAAGGAGGAGGCCACGUUCGACCUGCCGCAGCUGCUGCAGGGGGGGGGAGGAGGAGGAGGAGGAAAGGGACCCGACCGGAGCACCCUGCACGUCCACGUCCUGCACCGAGCCCUGGUGGGUCCAGACAAGCUGCUGGGUCAGGCUGUCAUCAACCUGUUGCAGCUGAGUGAGGAUCAAGGCCGGGAGAAGACUGAAUGGUUUAAGUUGCUGGACAAGACGGGCAAGCCCGACAAGGAGCGAGGAGAGGUGCUUCUGGACGUGCAGUUCAUGAGGAACAACCUGACCGCCAGCAUGUUUGACCUCUCAGCGGCAGGAAAAUCCCGCUCUCGCCUGGGCAAGAUUAAGGACAAAGUUCGUGGCAAGAAAAAGGAGUCGGACUCGGCGUCGAGCGUCGUGCCGUCCCUAACUCAGGUUCUGACGGACAGCGAAGAGGAGGGAGACGCCGAGGGAAGGGAAGGCAAAGACGGCAAAUCGAAGAAGCACAAGAUGAAGUCUUUGUUUUCUCCGAAGUCCAACCUGCAGAAGAACAUGUCUCAGUCCAUGUCUGUUCUGCCGGGGAAGAACUCCUCUCUGAGCGGCAGCCAGUCAUCUGGUCUGAACGUCGACUCCUCUGAGGGGAAAAAGAAGUUCAAGUUUUCGUUACAUAAACGCUCCGGCAGCUCAGACGGCAAAACCUCCACCUUCGGCCAUCAGAAACAGGCUCCUGUGGAGCAGAGCAACCUGUGCAUCAAUGGAAACCAUGUUUACUGCGAGGAGCCGCAGCCUCGAACGACUCGUGCCGGCUCCAACUUCAGCCUGAUCAGUUCAGGCCACGGAUCCAUGGAGGACGUCCCUGAAGACUCUCCUCCGUCUGUGGACUCUCUGAAAGCAGCGAGACAGUACUCACCCUGGAUGGAAGAGGAGGAAGAUGCAGAUGAGUCAAAGGAGGAAGCGGAAGAGGAGAGACAGAAAAAAGAAGAGACUCUGAGGAGACAGCAGGAGGAGUUGGAGAAAUUUGAAAAGGAGAAGCUGAGACGAGAGGAAGAAAUGAGAUUAAAGGCUCAAAACGAGGAAGAGGAAAGGAAAAGGGGGGAAGAGAUGAGGAAGCAACAAGAGGAGCUGCAGAGGCUGGCUGAGGAGAAGCUAAGAGAAGAGAGAAGAGAGGCUGAAGAGGAGAGAGCUAAAAGGGAGGAAGAAGAGAGAAUAAUAGUUCAAAGGGAGGAAGAGGAAAGAAAAAGAAGAGAGGAAGAAAUGGAGGAGAUGCACAGGCAACAGGUUGAACUUGAGAGGUUGGCAAAGGAGGAAAAGUUGAAACAAGAGGAAGAAGAGAGGAGACGGGUUGAAGAAGAGAGGAUAAAAGUUCAAAGGGAGGAGGAGGAGAGGCUAGCUCAGGAGAAGGCAAGACAAGAAGAGCAAAAACGAUUGGCAGAGGAAAUGAAAAAACUUGAGGAAGAAAAAAGGCAAAAAGAGGAAGAAGACAGGAUUAACAGAGAGGAGGAGGAGAAGGCCCAAGAGAGAAAGAGACAGGAGGAGGAGCACAGAUUGGCUGAGGACAAGAGAUUAGAGGAAGAAGAAAAGGAGAGGGUUAGAAGGGAAAAUGAGAGGGCAGAAGAGGAGAGGAGGCGAAAAGAGGAGCUGGUGAGAAAACAAGAACAAAAGAGACAAAUGGAGGAAGAGGAGAGGGCUAGGAAAGAGAGGGAAGAACAUGAGAAGUUCAUGGAAGAAAAGAGGAGGGUUGAGGCAGAGGAGAAGGCUAGAAAGGAUGAAGAGGAAAGAGCCAGGAUGGAGGAAGAACAAAGGCAGAGAGAGCAGCAGGAAGAGGAGAGGAGGAGAGAAGAGGAGAUGCUGAGGAGACGAGAAGAGCUUGAAAAGUUGGCUCAGGAAAAGCUGAGACAGGAAGAAGAAAGAAGAGAGGCUGAAAGGGCUAAAGAGGAGGAGAGAGUUAGGAAAGAGGAGGCAAGGAAACAGGAGGAGGAAAGAAUUAGGAAAGAGGAGGAAAUGAAAGAGGAGGCAAGGAGACAGGAGGAGGAGAGAGUUAGAAAAGAGGAGGAAAUGAAAGAGGAGGCAAGGAGACAGGAGGAGGAGAGAGCAAGGAGACAGGAGGAGGAGAGAGUUAGAAAAGAGGAGGAAAUGAAAGAGGAGGCAAGGAGACGGGAGGAGGAGAGGCGAGAGGAAGAGGAGAGGAUUAGAAAAAGGGAAGAAAAUGAGAGACUAGAAGAGGAGAGGAGGAGACUAGAGGAACAAGAAAAGAGGAGAAUAGAAGAAAUGGAAAUAAUUAGGAAGGAAGAGCAAGAAAGGAUUAGAAAGGAGGAGGAGAAAAGAGAGAGAGAAGAGAGGGCUAGGAAGGAAAAGGAAGAACUUGAUCGAGUUAGGAACCAAGAGGAACAAGAAAAGAGAAGGAAGGAGGAAGAGGAGCGGGUUAGGAGGGAGGAGACGGAAAGAAAAGAAGCUGAAAAAAAGCAGAAAGAAACCAAAACGAUCGAGCAAAAAGUUGCCAAGAAAAAACUCAAACUAAUUCCCACAGAAAUCCUUUCCACUAAUCCUUUUGAUGAAGACUUCUCUCCGUCUGAGUCAUCGUCCAGCUCUGCUCCUGAACCUCCCAUCUGCUCAACGAAAUCUGAAACUGUUCAAAGAUGCGACUCGGCGGUCCCAUCAGUGACGAGCGUUUCCGCUGAUGAAAAGGACCUGUUUAAUGCUCAGCGGGAGAAAAGACCGGCUCCUAAACCUCCAGGAAGGAGCCAGCCUGAGAAACCGCGACGUGAUCUGUCUGCACUACAACAAAUUAACGAGCAAAGCAAAGAAAAAGAUGUCCGAACGGUCAGCGUUCCUCCUCAGCGCUCGGUGCAAAUGAUCGCUCCGCUGAAUAGUUCCUCCACCAAGCGCCCUGCACCAUCCAGACCGCACUCUGUUGAAGAGCCGUCGUCUAACAAAACCUCUCACAGAGGUGUGCCUGAAACCAAACCAGUCAAAACUUCUCAAAGCUUAAACCCGUUUGAUGACGAUGAAAAUGAGCUCGCAGCCCAGGACGAUGUGACCAAAUCUGCUGCUACCAGCCCACUUCACUGGCCUCCUGCAGAUCCACAAACUGCUGACAAAGAUGACACCUCUCCGGCAAAAGUCAAAUCUUUAAAAGUGGCUCGUGCUCCUGCACCACCUCCUCCCAGCGACUCCUCCUCGAGCCCUUUGAUUUAUCCGAACGAUGGAGGCCCCCUUACAGGUGGCCCAGACCCAACCAUGCCAGACCAAGCAUGUGAUCCAGAACCUGAGGUUAAAAGGACCGUCCAGGUUCAGGAGAGUCCAAAUAAAGACACUCAGCCUGCAAAGGGGCAGAAAGUGAUGGUGGCAGGUGUGAAGGAGGAGGGGCCUCCUGUAAAUUCACGCAGACUUCAAACAGUAAAACCUCUUAAUCCCCUGGAAAAGCAGCCUGCCUCUGUUCAAGAGGAAAAUAACAAAUCCUCAGGUCUGGAUUGUGGCAAAGUUCAACACAACACUAAGGUGAUUACAGGGCCAUACUCUCAGCUGACUCGGGAGGAACUGAUUUCCUUGGUGCUGAAACAGGAGAAGCAGCUCGCCGACAAAGACAAAAAAAUAUCCGAGCUGGAGCUGUACAUCGAUAACCUGCUUGUGCGCGUCAUCGAAGUCCAGCCAAGUAUCCUCAUGUCUAUGAGUUCUAUAAAAUAGGCCAUGAAAGAGUCGGCUCCUUGGAGUCUGAUCCUCAGAGUUAAAGAUGAAAACCUCGGCUUUCAAAGACUCUGAUCUCAUUAGAAGUGGCGUCUGUGGAGUGGUUUAGUUUGACCUGAACACGCUUUUCAACUGAAAUCAAAAAGUAAAGAUGAAAAUAAGUGAAGAUUGAGUUGCUUGGGAUUUAAUUAUACAAAUGUAAAUUAGCUUUUUCUUCACGUGAGACUCUUAAAGGACUUGUAUAUUUGUGUGUUUGAGGCUUUCAUGAGGCACAUUCAUUUCUUUACAGCAUAAGAUACAUAUUUUUUCUAAACGAAUGAAAGCCUUACUUAAUAUGCAUUGUAAAAUGUCUUGUAAUCCUGAAAGUCACAGUAUUCUAUGAUUCUUGCUAACUUCAACAUAACGCACUUUCAACAAAUAAAACACUGAAUUGUUGUACUGUACUGAAGUUACUGAUUUUAAAUUAUAUUUGCUAAAUAAAGUGGAAAAAUAAACAC
Molecule: messenger RNA, 4493 nt
Organism: Austrofundulus limnaeus
Lineage: Eukaryota; Metazoa; Chordata; Actinopteri; Cyprinodontiformes; Rivulidae
Gene: rab11fip1b
Product: RAB11 family interacting protein 1 (class I) b
Exons: 7
Coding region: 163-3996 (1277 amino acids)
Biological process (GO): regulated exocytosis
Cellular component (GO): intracellular membrane-bounded organelle
Molecular function (GO): small GTPase binding
Source: RefSeq, a predicted model, not a curated record